Messenger RNA from Contarinia nasturtii (swede midge), 2236 nucleotides. RefSeq names its product zinc finger CCHC domain-containing protein 7-like. Gene Ontology annotation, cellular component: cytoplasm. The coding region runs from base 250 to 1962 and encodes 570 amino acids. NCBI's taxonomy places the organism in Eukaryota, Metazoa, Arthropoda, Insecta, Diptera, Cecidomyiidae. The transcript is spliced from 5 exons. The record is from RefSeq and is a predicted model, not a curated record. Gene Ontology annotation, biological process: positive regulation of cytoplasmic translation. Gene Ontology annotation, molecular function: single-stranded RNA binding; zinc ion binding; mRNA binding.
ACCUUCCCGUAUCUAUAGCGGAAUACACAUGUUUGCGACUAGCAACACAAUUAAUUUUUGAAAUAUAGUUAAAAACGUGUUAUUUUCUUUCGGGAUUAAAAAAAAAAUAAUUGUGUUAAUUAUUUGUAUUUUAACAAAGUGAAUUUUCAUCGAAAUCAAUCUUUUUUUUGCUGUAUUUUAUUGCAUUACAAUUCUCUCUCCAAAAACAUUAUAACCAUCAAGUGAAAAAAAAAACACGACGAUAACAAAAUGGUGUCUAAGGUAAAAGCAAAUAAGCGUAAGCAACCAGAAGAAGCCACACCAUGGUCUGAAUUGAAAGAAGGCGUUUUGGCUGCCAAUGAAAAGACAAAGCAAGUCAAUAUUGCACCACCCAAUAAAAAGGAUGGUAAAUCGAAGAAGAAUGCUAAAAUUGUGGCAAAGAAACAAGAGAGCAGUGAAGAUGAUAGCAGCGAAGAUGAAGAACAAGUUGUAGCCAAACCAACAGCAAUUAAGAACGGUAAGGCAAAUGGUAAAGCUGCUGCUGCCGCGAAAGUUGAAGAGAGCUCCGACGAAGAUGAUUCAGAUUCAGACGAUGAAGAAGAAUCAAAACCAACACCAGCCAAACAAGCUAAAGUAACACCAGCCAAAGCAAACGGCAAAGCUAAUGCUGCUGUUGUUGCAGCCGAAGAAAGCAGCGAUGAGGCAGAUUCCGAUGAUGAAGAAAAUGAUUCGGAUGAAGAUGAAGAGGAAACGAAACCAACUCCAGUCAAACAGAACGGUAAAUCCGCUGUGAUCAAACAAAAUGGCAAAGCAGCUGUGGCAAAAGAUAAUAGUGAUGAUGAAUCAGAUGACGACGACGAAGAUGAUGACGACGAUGAUGAAGAAGAAGAACUACCAAAAGCAGCUGCUGUAAAUGGCAAGAAAGCUGCUGCGGAAGAAGAGAGCAGCGACGAAGAUGAUGAUGAUGAUGAUGAUGAUGAUGAUGAUGAUGAUGACGAGGAGGAAUCACCUGUUAAAGCUAUUGUUAAUAAGAAAUCAGCUCCAGUCGCCGCAGCAGAGGAAGAUGAUUCAGAUGAAGCAGACGAUGAUGAUGAACCAGCUGAAGAAGAGCCAAUUCAAAAGAAACCAGCCAAAAAACAACAAGCACCGAAGGAUGCUAACCCAUUCGGAAAGGGAGCCGGAAAACGUAAGGCAAAUGACAACAAUAACAGUGGACCACAGAAUAAAUUCGGCAAAAGUGGUGAUGGUAACCGUCAAGCAGUGACUUGCUACAAUUGCAAUGAGACCGGGCACAUGUCACGCGAGUGUCCCACGAAAAAGGGUCCAGGUAAAUGCUUUAAUUGUAAUGAAGAAGGUCAUAUGUCACGUGAGUGUCCUACAAAAAAAGCGGCAGGCAAAUGCUAUAAUUGCAACGAAGAAGGGCAUAUGUCGCGCGAAUGCCCACAAAAGAGACAAGGUGGUGGCAACAGCAAUAGCACUUGCUAUAAUUGUAAUGAAACUGGCCAUAUUUCACGUGAAUGCCCACAGAAAAAGGGUGCAAGCAAAUGCUUUAAAUGCGGCGAAGAAGGUCAUAUGUCACGUGAAUGCCCCAACAAAUCCAACGAUGAGAGGGUUUGCUUUGGAUGCCGGAAAUCUGGCCACAAUCUUCGUGAUUGUCCAACUGGCCAAAAAACUAAAGGCUGCCUAAAAUGCGGUUCCGAAGAACAUACUUACAGACAAUGCACACAAGAUGGUGAUAAAUUCAGUUUUGCCGAAUGCUUCGUAUGCAAAGAAAAGGGACACAUUUCAAAUCAAUGUCCACAACGACAGGGCGACAAAGGAGGCUUUAAAAAAGGCGGUUUUAAUAAAGGAGGUUUUAAUAAAGGCGGUUUUAACAAAGGAGGAAACAAAGUUGGCUUCAAUAAAGGCGGUGGUGGAUUUAAUAAAUUCAGCAAAGACAAUUCAGAACAGUCAUCAAACAAAGUGGUUAAAUUCGAUGAAUAGACAAUAUACAGUGUAUAUUAGGUGGAUUUUUACAAUUUACAAUUUUUACAAUUUAUGUAUGAUUAAGAAUUUCCAAAAUAUCCUAUCUUAUACAUAACCAUAACCACCAUUCGAAUUAUUACAAUUAAGGUGGUCUUAAAGCCACAAAAAUAGGAAAAUAAUUAUAAACUAUGUUCAAUGUAUGGCAUAGUUUUUUUAACUUCAUAAAGAUUGUAAUCGACCAACACAAAAUGUUUAUUGAUACCAUUUGCCCAUUUAUUAUUUGUUAAACGUC